Molecule: messenger RNA, 816 nt
Organism: Candida albicans SC5314
Lineage: Eukaryota; Fungi; Ascomycota; Pichiomycetes; Serinales; Debaryomycetaceae
Product: 21S rRNA (uridine2791-2'-O) methyltransferase
Exons: 1
Coding region: 1-816 (271 amino acids)
Biological process (GO): RNA methylation
Cellular component (GO): mitochondrion
Molecular function (GO): rRNA (uridine-2'-O-ribose)-methyltransferase activity
Source: RefSeq, a predicted model, not a curated record
AUGAAUAGUCUAUCAAUUAAAUUCAGAAAUCGGCACUGCAACAACUUGCUAAUAUUUGCGCGAAAUAAAUCCAAACAGAAUGUACGGAAAUAUAUUGAUCUGGUCAGCAACGAUACGUACUCUAACAAGAGACGACAGAGUUUAUUCAAAUCUCGAGCGGCAUUCAAACUUCAAGAAAUAGAUAGUAAAUACAGAAUCUUCACUAAGAGAACAAAAAACAUCGUUGAUUUGGGGUUUGCACCAGGAGCUUGGACCCAAUUUGCAGUUCACCGCCUAGAAGAACAGAAUCUAUCACACAACAUACUUGGUAUUGAUAUCAACUUGGCAACUCCAGUUAAAGGAUGUCACUACAUGCAAGGUGAUAUUAUGAAUAAAUCUACUCAUGCCAAAAUUAGAAAUUUUUUUGAAAAGCAAAGGUUACGAGAGACUCAAGACUAUCAAACAGAUACCAGCAGCGAUGAAGAAAAACAACUUGAUUUGAUUAUGAGUGAUAUGAUGGUAGACUGUACAGGAACUGGACUGGCAGAUCAUAUAGGUAACAUGGAACUUUGUACGGCAGCGCUAUAUUUGGCAUACCUGGAGUUAAAGCCAGAGAAAGAUAUGAUUUUAAAAGUUUGGCUGGGUCUGGAAUUGAAAUUAUUUGAAACAAGAAUGAAUAUAAUGUUUAAAAAAGUCAUUCACAUAAAGCCUGACGCAAGUAAAGAUAGACUGAGCGAGUUGUAUAUGGUAGGAAGGCGUAAGGUGGACUUGGAAAGCAAGGGUAUUACAUUUAAUGAUAUCCUCAAUGCCACAAACUCAACAGAAAAGGUAUCAUAA